This is a messenger RNA of Sipha flava (yellow sugarcane aphid), 2050 nucleotides long. It is a transcript of the gene Mvl, whose product is annotated as protein Malvolio. The coding region runs from base 307 to 2007 and encodes 566 amino acids. The transcript has 14 exons. The record is from RefSeq and is a predicted model, not a curated record. Gene Ontology annotation, cellular component: apical plasma membrane. Gene Ontology annotation, biological process: response to manganese ion; metal ion transport; manganese ion homeostasis. NCBI's taxonomy places the organism in Eukaryota, Metazoa, Arthropoda, Insecta, Hemiptera, Aphididae. Gene Ontology annotation, molecular function: manganese ion transmembrane transporter activity; iron ion transmembrane transporter activity; cadmium ion transmembrane transporter activity.
GCGCGCGCAUGCUGUUAUAUAAGGUUAUGUCUCUAUUCUCAAGUACACGACGAUACGCUGACUAUGAUAAAUAACAAUAUAAAAAAAAAAAUCUGCUUUGGUGUAUUGUAUGAUAUUCGCCGUAAUGCACGUAUUACGUAGAAUACAUUAUAGCCACUAUCGUAUGGACAGUGUCGUAGACGUCAUCUGAGUAGCCGUAUCAUAAACUAUUAUUAUUAUUAUUAUUAUUAUUAUUAUUAUUUGUGUUAUUUCUGUUCGAUCUUCGUGCGGCGAACUAAAUGCCGGGUAUUACAUCGCUGUUAAUAAAUGAAUUCGUCAAUAUCGUUUGAGUGGAAUAAUAAAUUCCUAAUCGGCUUUAAUAAGCCUACUAUGGAUGAUUCACAUCCCAUUCCAAAUGAAUUAACCGGACUAUCAAAGAAAUCUGAGAAAGAAUUAAAAGUCCAAAUUCCUGAAUCGAAUUCGUCAGGAUUUAGUUUUCAAAAACUAUGGGCAUUUACUGGACCUGGUUUUUUAAUGAGUAUUGCCUACCUUGAUCCAGGUAAUAUAGAAUCUGAUUUACAAUCUGGAACAACUGCUAGAUACAAAUUACUAUGGGUAUUGAUGAGUGCUACUAUUCUUGGCUUGGUAAUGCAAAGAUUGUCUGCUCGUUUAGGUGUAGUUACUGGUUUACAUUUAGCUGACAUGUGUUAUCGCCAGUAUAGAAGAGUUCCUCGACUAUUUGUUUGGCUAAUGAUGGAAGUUGCCAUCAUUGGAUCUGAUAUGCAAGAGGUUAUUGGUACUUCCAUUGCAAUUUAUUUGCUCAGCAAUAAAAUGAUACCACUUUGGGUAGGAGUGCUGAUCACUGUCAUUGAUACUUUAUCUUUUUUGAUGCUGGACAAGUAUGGACUUCGAAAAUUAGAACUGGUAUUUGGUUUUUUCAUUGUUGUAAUGUCAAUAUCAUUUGGAUAUGAGUUUGCAGUUGUAAAACCUGAAAUAAAAGAAAUGUUUCAAGGUCUGGUAACUCCUUGGUGUUCAGAUUGUAAACAUUCUGCUCUUCUUCAGGCAAUUGGUAUUGUUGGAGCUAUCAUUAUGCCACAUAAUUUAUAUCUCCAUUCUGGUCUUGUUAAGUCUAGGGAAGUUGAUAGAACAAAGAAAGAUAAAUUACGAGAAGCCAAUUUCUAUUUUUUCAUCGAAUCCUGUGUUGCUUUAUUUGUGUCAUUUGUAAUCAACGUCUGUGUUGUAUCAGUUUUUGCUCACGGGUUAUAUGAUAAGACAAAUAAAGAUGUGUUGGAAAUCUGCACUAAUAGUAAUAAUUCAUAUAAAGAUAUUUUCACAAAUAAUACUGAGCUUGUAGAAGUGGAUAUUUUCAAAGGCGGAGUAUUUCUUGGCUGUCAGUUUGGUAUAGGUGCUAUGUACAUUUGGGCUAUUGGUAUUUUAGCUGCUGGCCAGAGUAGUACAAUGACAGGCUGUUAUGCUGGACAAUUUGUAAUGGAAGGUUUUCUAAAUCUUCAAUGGAGCCGUUGGAAAAGAGUUGGAUUCACUCGACUAGUUGCUAUAGCACCUACAUUUUAUGUGGCAUUUUUUAGUGACAUAAAUGAACUGAGUGGCAUGAAUGACCUAUUAAAUGCUGUAAUGAGCUUACAGUUACCAUUUGCCACACUUCCAGUAAUUGCAUUUACUAGUAAUCCUCGCAUUAUGGGCGAAUUUACCAAUGGAUUUGGAAAUAUUAUAACAACAAUUGUAUUGUCUGUUGUAAUAAUAAGUAUAAAUGUAUUUUUUGUCAUUUAUCAGACCAUAAAUAAUUUAACUAGCAACUGGUACUUAAUUGGAGUGAUAGCAUAUAGUACAAUUUAUUUAUUGAUGUGUGCUUAUCUUACAUUACAUCUUGUUAUUAGUAUGCUUAGUGAUAGCAGUAGGUUACGUAGCAAUCCAUUUGUUAUUAAAUUUAUUGGUCCUCAAAUUGGGCAAAACUUUUCUCAACACAUGCAAACAAAUUCUACUCUUCCAAGAAAUGCCGAGGAACUUUAAUGAUGGACCAAAUUAUAUAGAUAGUAGUUUUGUUUGCAUUUUU